AGAGACGGAAACAGAGAGAGAGAGAGAGAGAGCAAGUGAAUGGGAGAGAGAGUGUGUGAGUGAGAGCACAAGAGAAAGGUGGAACCCCUAUGCUCUGGUCAGUGUAAGAUCUUACCAGACUGAACAUUUAGUCAAUUCAGAUCAUUUCUAAGAUAACGCAUAUGGUUCUAGUUUGACCUUGGGGUCAGGGAGUAGAGAUCACAGAGAAGAAACUUCCUUGUCGGGAGAGUUGGUUUACAGGUGUGUUUGGAAUGAAGAUGUCAAUGGUGAAACAGGCAGCAAUGGCUGCGGUGGUGGUAGUGAUGGGAAGCAUGGCCGUCAUCGCUCUAAUCCUCACAUUAGUUCAGCACCACUCAGUGGAUCUCCCCCAUCGCAUGCAGUACGGGAUGGUGUUUGACGCUGGAUCCACACACACUUCUCUCUACAUGUACCGUUGGCCUGGAAACAAAGAAAACAACACUGGGGUGGUGUCACAGAUGCUGGUCUGUGAUGUUGAUGGAUAUGGCAUCUCUAGCUAUGCCCGGGACCCCCCUGCUGCAGGGCUGAGUCUAAGGAAGUGCCUGGACAGUACACUGGCAGUCAUCCCUGCCAACCAGCUGAGGGAAACUCCUGUGUACCUUGGUGCUACCGCUGGCAUGCGACUCUUGCAGCUACAGAAUCAGACCCAGUCGGAUCAGGUUUUGGAGCAAGUAACCAAGGUGAUCCAGGGGUAUCCUUUUGACUUUCGGGGGGCACGGAUUCUCUCUGGGAUGGAGGAAGGGGCUUACGGAUGGAUCACCACCAACUAUCUACAAGAGGGCUUCAUUAAGCACGGCUUUGAGGGAGGAUGGGUGCGUCCUAAAGGAAGGAAGAUCUGGGGCGCCCUGGAUAUGGGAGGCUCUUCCACCCAGAUAGCCUUUACUCCCAGCCAGCCUGUACGGGACCCUGCCUCCACCCUGGGACCCAAGCUCUAUGGUUACCAAUAUGAGGUGUACACACACAGCUACCUGUGCUAUGGCAAGGAGCAGACCAUGAGGCAGCUACAGGUUCAUCUUCUCAAGAUGAGUGGGUCUACCCGCCCAGUCAACCACCCCUGCUACCACCUGGGUGACAACCUAACCCUGACUCUGGGUGACCUCUAUGACUCCCCCUGCGUAACCAGACCCAUGACCUUUGACCCAGCCUCAGUGGUCACCUUCACAGGGACCAGUGAGCCACUUCAGUGUCUCAACCAGAUAAAGAACAUCACGAACCUGGCUGCCUGCUCCCUGGCCCCUGACUGUGGCUUCAACGGGGUCUACCAGCCCCCUGUCAGUGGAAACUUCUUUGCUUUCUCAGCAUACUAUUACACCUUUGACUUCCUUGGUCUGGCACCUCAGUCCUCUCUGUCUCAGGCUACCACCACUAUAGACACUUUCUGCAAAAGGACCUGGAGCUCGCUCAAGAAAGAGUACACUGUAAAAGACAAGUACCUUCGUGAUUACUGUGCCUCAGCCAACUACAUAAUGACAGUACUACUAGACGGCUACAAGUUCAACCAGACCUGGGGAAACAUAUACUUCCAGAGACAGGUGGCAGACACAGACAUUGGCUGGACGCUGGGCUACAUGUUGAACCUGACCAACCUGAUCCCCUCAGAGCUCCCCCUGGUGGUGACGGGUGUGCAGCACAGCCAGUGGGCAGCGGAGGUCUUCUUCAUUGUGUUUGCCGUGUUCCUCAGCCUGAUGGUACUGGUCCUACUGUGGCUCUGGAGCCCACAGGACGGACGAGGCAACAAAUGACAAUCGAUGAAUGUCUCAGUCUUCUAGUCACCGAUGAUGAGAUGCAAUGUGAUGUAACAGCAGCGAUCAAUAAGAUCAGAACGGAUCGGAAGAGUGUGGCAGCUCCUGGAACUCCCAGUAAUAGUUAAAUAGUCAUAUUUUCUGUCAAUAUGACUAAUUAUGGAGGUUGUUGAAUGCAUUAUGAAUUUAUUAGGCAUUUAUAAGCUGCAUAGCUUGAUAUUUUUCAUGCAAAUAGAAACCUUACAACUAUAAUAUAUAACUACCUAAUAUAAAUGAAUAGUGUUGGUAUGAACGUAUACCUCAAUGAUUUUAUAUCUUUCCCCCAUAAGCAGUAAUUGAAGGAAGUACCAAAGGGAGGAUAAUUUCAAGUGUCACAUCACUAUUACUACAUGAUUUGUUAAAUGCAUUUGAUAUAUUACACUUAGAAAUAAAAAUACAAUCAUAAGGGCGUAUGAGGCACAAAUGUGUGCGUGCGACUGUGCUGCAGAUUGGUACAUCUCUCAAUCUUCAGCAGCAGACGGAUUUCUUCGGGGGUUCUUUCUGCAACACCAAGCUUCCCUCUUCUUGUCGAGUCUCCUCUCCCAACUGCUUUAGCGUCCUUGAAGCAACACACCAAAUCAAUAUGCUCGACUAUUCACAGAGAGUCACUUUCCACAAGCAGAAGAGGACAACACGCAAAACAGACAACAGCCAAAUCCACACUACGCAUACCAACAACAGCUUCCACAUUAAACACCAGUCUGCAUGUCUUACCUUGCCAGCGUUUCCAUAGACAGAGUCACAUUGUCACCUGUGGCAGCACUACACUCCAUGAAGAGCAUGCCGUAACCCUGUAAGAGUGACAUCAAUAUUAGUAUUGUACUUAUGAAUUAUUUAAAUCCUGUGUUGGUACACACCUCAAUUUCAGCACCAGCUACAAAACUUUAAAGUACCCAUUUAGAACACAUCCCUUACCACAUGUUAAUCCUACAGCCCAGUUGCCCAAAUUCUGGCUGUUCAAGUUACAGUAACAUACCGUUGCCAGGUUUUCCCCUUCACGAGCUUGAACCUCUCGUUCUAGAUCAGCACAAUCGGCCUUGUUCCCAAGAAGUAUAACGAUGACGUCAUCUGGGGCCCCUUCCUACAAAAUCCAAAAGUUAAAUGACAGCACAAUG
Messenger RNA from Oncorhynchus tshawytscha (Chinook salmon), 2914 nucleotides. RefSeq names its product ectonucleoside triphosphate diphosphohydrolase 8. Gene Ontology annotation, cellular component: plasma membrane. The transcript is spliced from 10 exons. Gene Ontology annotation, biological process: nucleoside diphosphate catabolic process. The coding region runs from base 252 to 1760 and encodes 502 amino acids. The record is from RefSeq and is a predicted model, not a curated record. Lineage: Eukaryota; Metazoa; Chordata; Actinopteri; Salmoniformes; Salmonidae. Gene Ontology annotation, molecular function: UDP phosphatase activity; GDP phosphatase activity.